ACCACAUAACGGUACAAAUCAAAAUGGUUUGCAGAAACCGAAACGCCUCUGUUAUCAUUACACGAACCGAAACGCCACUCUACAAUUCUGCGUUUCUUAUAAACCCUAAACCCCUUUGCUCCACUCACUCACUCGGUUCUCACUAACUCACUCAAAUUUUAACUCCCUAGACACAUUAUGGCUGCUUACGGCGGCGCAGCCAUGUCAAUGAGCAGUGGAGCACCACCGCCGCCGCCGUCAGCUGUCAAGCAAGUAAAAUUAGAAAGAGAGAGCGAAUUAAGAAUCGAAGUCGCCAACGACACGUCGCUUCGUCUGAGGUUACUAAACGGCACCGCCGAGAUUUUUGGUACCGAGUUGCCUCCUGAACAGUGGCUCACUUUCCCUCCUCGAUUGAAAUUCGCGGUGUUUACAUGGUAUGGAGCAACAAUUGAAAUGGAUGGUCCUACUGAAACUGAUUAUACUGCUGAUGAGACUCCAAUGGUUAGUUAUGUUAAUGUUCAUGCUGUAUUAGAAGGACGUAGAAAUCGAGCAAAAGCUUCAUCAAAUUCUAAUGCCUCCGAGUCUUUUCAGGGUCCCAGAGUGAUUGUUGUGGGGCCUACAGAUUCCGGAAAAAGCACCUUGGCAAGGAUGCUUGUUAGUUGGGCAGCUAAACAAGGUUGGAAACCCACGUUUGUGGACUUGGAUAUUGGCCAAGGAUCAAUAACAAUUCCUGGAUCAAUUGCUGCCACCCCUAUUGAGUUGCCCAUUGAUCCAGUGGAAGGUAUUCCUCUUGAAAUGCCACUUGUGUAUUUCUACGGGCACACAACUCCCAGCCAAAAUGUGGAGUUGUAUAAAGCACUUGUUAAGGAGCUCGCUCAGAUACUGGAGAGACAAUUUACUGGAAAUGCAGAAUCUCGUGCUGCAGGAAUGGUGAUCAACACCAUGGGAUGGAUAGAAGGGGUGGGCUAUGAGCUGAUUCUCCAAGCAAUUGAAACAUUUAGUGCUGAUGUUGUCUUGGUCUUAGGUCAGGAAAAGCUUUUUAGCAUGCUUAGAGAUAUGCUAAGGAGCAAGCCCAAUGUAGAUGUUGUGAAACUUCAGAAGUCAGGUGGUGUUGUUUCCAGGAGCUCAAAAGUCCGGCAAAGGACUAGAAGCUAUAGGAUCAGGGAAUAUUUUUACGGCAUUUCUAAUGAUCUCUCUCCGCAUUCAAAUAGUGCAAAUUUCAGUGACUUGUCUGUAUACCGAAUUGGUGGUGGGCCACAAGCUCCCAGAUCUGCUCUUCCAAUUGGUGCCGAUCCUGUCGCCAAUCCUCUAAGGGUUACUGCUGUGAAUAUUGAUCGUGACUUACUCCAUGUUGUUCUUGCCAUUUCAUAUGCCCAAGAGUCCGAUGAAAUUGUUUCAAGUAAUGUUGCUGGGUUCAUCUAUGUCACAGACGUUGACAUUCAGAGGAGGAAAAUUACGUAUUUGACGCCAACGGCAGGAGAGCUCCCAAGUAAAAAUUUGUUAAUGGGAACUUUGACAUGGCUUGAAACAUGAUCAAGAAUAAGCUUUUGCAUUGCAUGACAAAAUUAAGUAUUAUGAGCUAUAACCUUCAUCUAGGUUUAUCAUAGACUGUAUAAUAGUUUUACCAAAAUUAAAUUAUGGAUUGUGGGUUUAGUCAUCUACUCAUCUUCCAUAAAAAAUGGAUAAUGUAUAGCAACUUUUUUAUCUACUAAGAAUUUUCUCUUGGCCA
Messenger RNA from Mercurialis annua (annual mercury), 1708 nucleotides. Its product is annotated as protein CLP1 homolog. Gene Ontology annotation, molecular function: polynucleotide 5'-hydroxyl-kinase activity. Gene Ontology annotation, biological process: tRNA splicing, via endonucleolytic cleavage and ligation. Lineage: Eukaryota; Viridiplantae; Streptophyta; Magnoliopsida; Malpighiales; Euphorbiaceae. Bases 178 to 1512 code for a protein of 444 amino acids. Gene Ontology annotation, cellular component: nucleus; mRNA cleavage factor complex. The record is from RefSeq and is a predicted model, not a curated record. The transcript is spliced from 10 exons.